Amoebophrya sp. A120 is the source of this 869-nucleotide messenger RNA. Lineage: Eukaryota; Dinophyceae; Syndiniales; Amoebophryaceae. The record is from the annotation of a GenBank genome assembly.
GUGGCGACGGCCGGCACAUUUGGCGCUUGCCCGCCCGCCUAUUACCCCGCGGGGGGGGGCGGGGCGGCCGGGCGCGGGGUUUCCGUUGAUUGCCAUGAACGAGGACAAGUACCAAGCCCGACCCGCGAAGGCAUCGCAAGGCAGCAAGCGGCUAAUCCUCAACUUCCCCGAGCCUGCCGGGUGCGCGACACAUAAUACGGUGGAAAAGCACGAAGGCGGUGGACAUACAGGAAAAAGCCGCGAAGAGCUUUCCUUUGGGAGGCGCCUUUCGCUUCUGGAUAUCUGAAAAAGCCGGCCGGCCGAAGGUGCCGGGCGUGCACUUCGCGACCAAGCCCAGCCCUUCCGGCGCGCUAUCCCUGACCCGCGCCGCGCGUAGGGCGGCCCGCCCCACCGCAACAGGCCCAACCUCUACCGCAAGUGGUCAGCCGAACUCGUUCUCGGCUACAGGUUUUUUCUCCCACCCGGGAAAAGGCGGGCACGCCGCUCACGAGAAAGGAAUGCACUCGCGCGGUGCGAAGGGCUACCACGACAAGGAAGACUUGCCGCGUGCAACGGAUACCAACAACAACAGUGCUUCGGCAUCCAAGGGCCAAGGUGUGCCGGUUGACGACGGUGCCGAUAGCGCGGCGCGCGCGCUACGACCACCACGCUCCGCGGCGGCUUGUGCGCAAUACAUUCUGCUGCGGGUAAAAGUUCGGGACCAAGCCCAAGGAGGUGGGGUUGUGCCAGUCGGCCGCGGGUGUGUCGCUGGAUGGUGCUCUUCGGCCGGCGCGCUCGCUAUUUUGGCAGCCGGGGCCAAUUUGUUGGCCGGCGAACUUGCCGGACGCCUUCUCGGCUGGUUUCCCCCCCGGCCGUUGGUGGCGCGGUAG